AUGAUACGACGGAUAAAAAUAAACGACAACAGGCAACAGUCUGGUCUCUGCCCAGGCAGAUAUACUGGCAUUAUUAGUAGAGUGGGUUAUUUAACUGAUACACUUAUAGAGUGCUUCGCCCAGGAACACAGUGUAUUCAAACCUUAUUAUUCUUUUUCUUCUCCUUUCAUUACGCUAGAUGACAAUUUCAUAAGUGAAUUCAGGAUAAGCACACAAGCGGAAUGCGAAGAUAAGAAUGCAUACAAUACGUUAGAGGAUGCGCACUUGAAGAAAGAAGAAUAUGAUGAUGCAAUGUCAUACAGUACAAAAUGUCUUGCCAUCGCACAGGAAUCUGGUGAUAAAGUGGCUGAGAUGUAUGCGUACAUGACAUUAGGGAAUGCUCACUUGAAGAAAGGAGAAUAUGAUGAUGCUAUAUCAUACAGUAAAAAAUGUCUUGACAUCGCACAAGACUCUGGUGAUAAAGUGACUGAGAUGCAUGCGUACAUGACGUUAGGAAAUGCCCACUUGAUGAAAGAAGAAUAUGAUGAUGCAAUAUCAUACAGUAAAAAAUGUCUUGCCAUCGCACAAGAAUCUGGUCAUAAAGUUCCUGAGAUGGGUGCAUACAUGAUGUUACGGAAUGCCCACUUGAAGAAAGAAGAAUAUGACGAUGCUAUAUCAUACGGUAAAAAAUGUCUUACCAUCGMACAAGAAUCUGGUGAUAAAGUUCCUGAGAUGGGUGCAUACAUGAUGUUAGGGGAUGCCCACUUGAAGAAAGAAGAAUAUGACGAUGCUAUAUCAUACGGUAAAAAAUGUCUUACCAUCGCACAAGAAUCUGGUGAUAAAGAGGCUGAGAUAAAUGCGUACAUGACGUUAGGGAAUGCUCACUUGAAGAAAGGAGAAUAUGAUGAUGCUAUAUCAUACAGUAAAAAAUGUCUUGACAUCGCACAAGACUCUGGUGAUAAAGUGACUGAGAUGCAUUCGUACAUGACGUUAGGAAAUGCCCACUUGAUGAAAGAAGAAUAUGAUGAUGCAAUAUCAUACAGUAAAAAAUGUCUUGCCAUCGCACAAGACUCUGGUGAUAAAGUGACUGAGAUGCAUGCGUAUAAGAUAUUAGGGAAUGCCCACUUGAUGAAAGAAGAAUAUGAUGAUGCAAUAUCAUACAGUAAAAAAUGUCUUGCCAUAGCACAAGACUCUGGUGAUAAAGUACAUGAGAUGAAUGCAUACAUGAUGUUAGGGAAUGCCCACUUGCUGAAAGAAGAAUGUGAUGCUGCUAUAUUAUACAGUAGAAAAUGUCUUACCAUCGCACUAGCAUCUGGUGAUAAAGUGGCUGAGAUGAAGGCGUUCAUACUGUUAGGGGAUGCCCACUUGGAAAAAGAAGAGUACGAUGAUGCUUACUCCUUCUUUACACAAGGCAGGACAAUAGCGAAGGAACUAGGAGACAACUAUAACGACAUCUUUUUUGGAACACGUAUAAACGGAAUUUAUGAAAUAGUUGGCGUGUCUGAAGGAUAUAGUGAAUUAUUCUCAGAACUUGAAUUCCCGGAAGGGUUUCUAGAUGGUAUUCAAAUUACUGACAGGUUUUUGCAUUCGCUGCUUGGCUAUGUGCGUAAUAAAGCAAGUAGCCAAUACAAGGAAGCCAUUUCAUGUCUUGAGACUUGUAUGGCACUCGGAAAGAACAGUAUCAAUAAAGAUGAAUAUCGUAGGCAAUUAUGGACUUGUAUGCAUGAAAUCGCAGAGAUGCAUGUGUUACUUGGGGACUACGAGAAGGGUAUACAGUAUCAACAAGAAGCACUAGAUGUCGCACGCAAACAGGGCUCAAAGUCCAAACAGGCAAAGUCCCAUUUUAGCCUAGGCAAAGUCUUUUAUAAACUUAAACAGUUUGAGAAUGCAGAGCAGUCAUUCAAAGAAUCGUUAAUGUGCUAUGAAUUAAUAUUUAUUGGUCUUAAGCAAAACGAUCUAUUCAAAAUAGCUUUCGUUGAUCAAUACAAAGAGACUUACAAGCUGCUUCUGAAGGUUCUUAUUGAAAGAAAUAAGAAAGAAGAAGCUCUGGUAUUGUCUGACCACUAUCGUGCAAAAGCCCUGAAAGAUCUCCUUGUUUCAAGCUAUGGGAUGAAGAAAGAACAAACUGCUGAUGAGGGUUUACAGUACGCCGAUGUCCAGUCUCUUGUUUCCAGUAGUAACUACACUCUUCUGUUUUAUUCGACGUGUUUUGAAGAUUUGUACACGUUUGUAGUAGAGGCAGGAAAUGAGCUUGGAUUUUCAGAUCAGCAUUUUGAAUACUGUGAUAUAUGUCUAGACAAGCUUGUUGAUGAAACAUAUGACGAUAUGAAAGUGCGUCAAGUAAUCCACUGUGAGGACAGAUCAUUAGACAACAUGCACUACUUUGAAGAAAACAAAAAUCCCAAAGAAGAUGAGUUAACGCAGCUGUUAAUUCAACACCGAGAGAAAAGGUUAUCAGAUCAAUGUCGUUCUAUUUCUGAAUGCAGAGGAAACCCAACAGAAAACUGCGCGGAGAGCAGUCUGACAAGUGGCCUGGAAAAAUCGUACAAUAAGUUAAUAACCAAUAUCAAGUGUUUGAUUAAACAAGACGAAAUGGUCAUUAUUCCUGAAGGUGCUUUGUGCAGAUUACCAUUUGCUGCCCUACGGGACCCAGACACGGGACAAUAUUUGUCAGAAACAAAGCGAAUAAGAAUGGCUCCUUCGAUGGCAUCUUUAAAGCUUCUCCAAGAAUACCCAGUGGAGCAUCACUCCAGAAAAGAAGCACUGAUCAUUGGCGCUGCCGUCGUUGGUCCGGUAAUGUUGGAUGGAGUUGAAACUAAAAUUCCGUUCUUAGAUGGCAUAAUACAAGAGGCAGAUGAAAUAGCUAUCAUGCUUGGAGUUCGGGCGCUAUUGUCAGCUUACGCUACGAAACCCGUUGUCAUAAAGAGACUACAAGAAGGAGCGUCUGUUGUUCACAUCGCUGCACACGGUAGCCUGGAAAAGGCCACCAUCGUACUUGCUCCUUCUCCUGAGAUAAGAGCAUCAAAGAUCCCAGAUGAAGAAGAUUACAUGCUGACCAUGGCUGAUGUACAGCAGACUCAAGUACGUGCACAGUUAGUUGUGUUAAGCUGCUGUCACAGUGGGCGUGCUGGUGACAACUCAAGGAAACCAGGCUUUAACGAAACGCCUUCCAUUAUGGCCAGUGGCUUAACUUUAGGAGACAUACUAUGA
Messenger RNA from Actinia tenebrosa (Australian red waratah sea anemone), 3189 nucleotides. RefSeq lists its product as uncharacterized. Gene Ontology annotation, molecular function: protein binding. The record is from RefSeq and is a predicted model, not a curated record. Lineage: Eukaryota; Metazoa; Cnidaria; Anthozoa; Actiniaria; Actiniidae.